AAUCACAUUACAUCAUAUAAAAUGUGCAAUCACUGCACCGUGACUACCAUGCUGGUGUUGUUUCUGCUUUUUAAAAUUUCAGCAGCACAUAAUCUAAAUGGAUUAUUUUACAACAAUUAAACGCAGGAAUGAAACCUAAACCACGUUCUUUUUAAGAAAUAUUAAAUAUUUACUCAUUUUUAAAGUGGAUACCAGCAAAACAGUCAAAAAGUUGCAACAUGUCCAACUAUGUUUAAACCAUGUUAAAGAAAUACUGAAAGGUGAAAUGCAGCAAUGACCCAAAAUUUCAACUAAAUUUUCUUAUAACUUUCAGAUAAGAAAAAAAUGCUGAAGUUUUGUCCUGAUGCAUCUCAGUAAUCCAGGUAAAAAAUCAAAAAGAAAAAAAUGUAUAGAUUAUGUAUAUACAUAUUAUGUAUAGAUUGUAUAAACUGCUGAAGUUUUGAUUUAAAUUGUAAACGCAGUGUAAAAAAUGCUAAGCAGUUGCCAGAGGCUCAUUAUGAGCACCCUGGUAAUUAAACACCUGUGUCUCUCACUCCCUGACAGAAAGACUAAAAAAUAAGCCUGAAUUUAACAGUUAUUGUAUGAAAACAAUAAGUUGAAUUUUAAAUAAUUCAUGACCAGCAGAACGUCCUAAAGCCAAGUUUCCAUCACAAUUUUAAUGCAAAUUUUGAGUGAACUUUUGAAAUGUCACACAGGGGAAAAAAAGAAAGAAAUGUGAAUCAUCUUUCAAAUUUCCAUCAACUGGAUUGGAGCCAAUCAACCAGGCUAUGCAAAGUGAAUUUACGCUACAUGUUACACAUGACUGUAGUAAACAGGAAGUAGAGGUCGUAAACUAGCAGGAACCACACAUCUUGGGAAAAUGGAGAAGUUAUCAGAAAUGUGUUGCUAUAUGGAAAGUUGUCAUUAUUCUGUCAUAUCAACUAGUAUUAACGAUGUUACAUACUGUCCAGAGACGUACAGAAAUUAAUGUAUUUCUCUUUAAGUUACAGGAACAUGGGGAAGACGCUGACAGCGGGAGAAGGGUCCAGCUGCAGUCGCUACAAUUAUUGGACAGUAGGAACUGCGUAUCAAUCGUGUGAGAAUCCGUUACCUGUUCUUUCCAAAUUCCACAAUUCAUCGGCGGAGUUCCGUUUCGCAAACCGUGACCUCCGUCUAACACAGGACUGGAAGAAGCUCGGUGUAGCAGCAGUGGUGUGGGAUGCUGCUGUUGUGAUGUGUAUGUAUCUGGAGCUAGGAAAAGUGGAGUUAAAGGGGAAAAGGGUCAUUGAACUGGGAGCAGGCACUGGAUUAGUCGGCAUUGUGGCAGCUCUGCUGGGUGCUCAUGUGACCAUCACGGACCGAGAACCUGCUCUGGAUUUCCUCUCCGCCAACGUGGAGGCCAACCUGACCCCAGCACCCCAGCAGCCGGUGGUGGUCUCGGAGCUGACCUGGGGCGUGGCUCUCGAGCGCUACCCCGCCGGAGGGUUCGACCUGGUCCUGGGAGCCGACAUCAUUUACCUGGAGGACACGUUCCCGUCUCUCAUCCGAACUCUGGAGCACCUGUGUUCCGACGCCACCGCCGUGCUGCUGGCCUGCAAGAUCCGCUACGAGCGAGACACGAACUUCCUGAGCAUGCUCAAGCGUGGCUUCCACGUGGAGGAGGUCCACUACGACCAAGAGAGGGACAUCCAUUUAUACAGGGCACGCAAACUGCCAACCAGGAGGGAUUUAUGAUCCAAAAGAUGUCCUGAUGCAUCUCAGUAAACCAUGUAAAAAAA
Austrofundulus limnaeus is the source of this 1757-nucleotide messenger RNA. RefSeq names its product methyltransferase 21A, HSPA lysine (gene mettl21a). Lineage: Eukaryota; Metazoa; Chordata; Actinopteri; Cyprinodontiformes; Rivulidae. The record is from RefSeq and is a predicted model, not a curated record. Gene Ontology annotation, cellular component: cytosol; protein-containing complex. The coding region runs from base 967 to 1713 and encodes 248 amino acids. The transcript has 4 exons.